AUGAUUUUAUCUGAAAGGAAUAAACCAAACAUCCUGCUCCAAAGAAAAUACAAACCCAUUUCUUUGUCUCAAGUUUUGAAAAAACCUCUUAUUGUUAAGUCUUUACCACCUAUUUAUGCUUCACCCUCACAAAGAUCAUCAUUGAAAAAACCCCAAAAACCAGAAAAUUGUUUAUCAUAAAGGCCAUCCCAACCUUAGAUUUUCAAUAAAUUUGAAGGCCUAGGAGCUAUUGGACUAUCGUUCAAUCCCAUAGAAAAAGAACCUCUUCAAUAAUAAUACGCUUUAAUGAGUAGCAAAAAACUAGCCAUAUAAGUCUCGAAAAAAUAUACUACGCACAGAAAAAUAAACAUACAACCAUCGCAAAACUAAUCACAAAAAUUUUAUACAGAAGCUUAAUUAGACAAAGUUAACAAGUGGUCACAAACAACAUUUGAUGAAGACCAAUUAUUGGAAUAUUUAAAUACUUGA
Molecule: messenger RNA, 468 nt
Organism: Paramecium octaurelia
Lineage: Eukaryota; Ciliophora; Oligohymenophorea; Peniculida; Parameciidae
Source: the annotation of a GenBank genome assembly